AUGAACAGCGCUGCCCGUAGAAUUGUGGAACAAGAGUGGGCUCGAAGUGGUAUUAAAGGGCAAAAGUGUGACACCGCGCUGGUGUGGUGGUGGUGGCGGCGGUGGCGGCCCGUAGACGGCGCCGCGGAGGCCGCUGCGUGGCUCUACCACAGUAAGCGUCCCCGCGGUCCGUGUGCAGCGAAGAUGAUCGGCGCGAUGCCAGCGGUGGCGGUGCGCCAUGAGCGGCGGCGCGCCGAGAAGCGCGGCGCGGCGGGCAGGCGCGCCUCCGCCCUGCCCGCCAGGGACGACGACCCCGAGCCCGCGCACCGGCUGCGCAGCGAGCUCUACGUCUGCGGCAAGCUGGCGGCUCUGCAUGCCGUAGUGGGCUCCCUGCUGCUGGGCAUCGUGGUGCUGGUGGUGGGGCUGGUGCAGCUGUCGCCUGGCGCCGAGGCGGCCCAGCACCGCUACUACCUGAUGGGCGCAGGCGCCUCGCUCGUCGGCGCCGGCCUGCUCGGGGCUGGGCUCCGUUGCAUCUGCCUGCACUGGUACAAACUGAAGUUCCGCGAAGACGACACCGAUUCGGAGCAGGGCACGCACAAGAACGGAGUUAGCGUGGUCGAGAGCGGCCACGGGCACGGCCACGACGGCCACAAGGCCGGCCACGACGGCCACAAGGCCGCCCACGAGCGGCCCAAGCUGAAGAGCCAGGCCAGCGUGGGGCGCGACCACGACCUCAUCAAGCAGCCGUCGGCCGCCAGCGACGCC
Iphiclides podalirius (scarce swallowtail) is the source of this 744-nucleotide messenger RNA. NCBI's taxonomy places the organism in Eukaryota, Metazoa, Arthropoda, Insecta, Lepidoptera, Papilionidae. The record is from the annotation of a GenBank genome assembly.